GUCAUUUCCUGUUGACGUUGAUUUUCCCGCGCUGCUCACAGGUUCAGCGGGAGAAGUCGGCUGUCAUUGAGAAGCAAGCAACACUGAUCGUUUUAAACAUGACGUCCUCGGAUUACGAUCCAGCUUGUUUACCUGACCUGUUACCGCUUUAUUAUCGCCGACUAUUCCCAUUUCCACAAUACUACCGCUGGUUAAGUUAUGGCGGGGUGUCUAAAAACUAUUUCCACAACCGUGAGUUUUCCUUCACAUUGAAAGAUGACAUAUAUGUGAGAUAUCAGUCGUUCAGCACACAGAAUGAGCUGGAGAAAGAGAUGCAGAAAAUGGUUCCCUACAAGAUUGAUAUUGGAGCAGUGUACAGCCACCGGCCCAGUCAACACAACACUGUGAAGUCUGGAACUUUCCAGGCCCUGGAGAAAGAGUUGGUGUUUGAUAUCGAUAUGACAGACUAUGAUGAUGUCAGAGGGUGCUGCAGUGCUGCUGAUAUCUGUUCCAAGUGUUGGACUUUAAUGACAAUCGCUAUUCGUAUUCUGGACCGGGCACUGCGAGAUGACUUUGGCUUCCAGCAUCUUCUGUGGGUGUACUCUGGUAGAAGAGGAGUGCAUUGCUGGGUUUGUGAUGAUGCUGCUAGGAAGCUUUCAGUGGCUGCACGGUCUGCUGUAGCAGAGUACCUCAGUUUAGUUAAGGGGGGUGAGGAUACAGUAAGGAAAGUUAUACUCUCAGAUCCAAUCCAUCCUUUCAUCAGUCAAUCUCUAGCUGUCGUCGAACGCUAUUUCCCACAGUAUGCCAUUGUUGGACAGGACAUACUGGGCAGUAAGGAGAGCAUCGAAAAAGUGCUCGGUCUGCUACCUGAUGAUAUCAGAAAGGAGUUGACAGAUUUUUAUCAGAGCGAGAAGAACCCAAUGAAGCGAUGGGACAGACUUUGCGCUCUGGUUGAACAUAGAAAGUCGAGCAGUAAGAAAGGUGGUCAGUACUUCGAUAAGGAGAUCAUGCUGCAGUACUGUUACCCACGUCUGGACGUCAAUGUCAGUAAGGGAGUCAAUCAUUUACUGAAGAGUCCCUUUAGCGUGCACCCUAAGACAGGUCGAAUCUCUGUGCCAAUAGAUCUGAAAGAACUAGACACGUUUGAUCCUUUCGAUGUCCCUACAAUAAGUCUGAUCUGUGAGGAGCUAGAGAGAUCCAAAGCAGAUGAUGGAGAGGAAGAUGAAAUGAAGGACAAGGAGAAUGAGCAAGAUGCAGGAGAGCGCCGGAGAAUCAGAGACUAUAAGCGCACCAGCCUUGCGAAGUACAUAAGGGUCUUUGAUCGUUUUUUGGACACGUUGGCUCGAUCUUGGAAAGGAGAGAUGCUGAAGCAGAGUGAUCUUCAAAAGGAGUUUUGAAUUGAACCUGCAGCUCACAAGAACACACAUACACCCCUUUCUUCAGAAGAUAUGGACACUU
Paramisgurnus dabryanus is the source of this 1437-nucleotide messenger RNA. It is a transcript of the gene prim1, whose product is annotated as DNA primase subunit 1. Gene Ontology annotation, biological process: DNA replication, synthesis of primer. The record is from RefSeq and is a predicted model, not a curated record. Lineage: Eukaryota; Metazoa; Chordata; Actinopteri; Cypriniformes; Cobitidae.